UUCUCACUCAGUCUCAAGAUCAAAGUACAAAACAAUGGAGCUUGGCAAGAAACGGAGUCUGCUGCUGUUGAUGCUUUUUGCAGGACUAAUGAAAGCCAAGGCAUUGUCCUAUGAUUAUACAGCCAGCAUUGAGUGUUUAGCAGAACCUCACAAACCUCAGUACGGCGGAGGAAUAAUUAAAAACCCAGAGUUGAAUGGUGGCUUGAUGGGAUGGUCUACAUUUGGGAAUGCGACAAUGGAACACAGGGAAUUAAAUGGCAACAAAUUCCUCGUGGCUCGUACCAGAAACCAAUUCUUCGACAGUGUCUCCCAGAAGCUUUACUUGGAAAAGAACAAGCUCUAUACCUUCUCCGCUUGGGUACAAGUCAGUGACGGGAAUGCUGCAGUGAGGGCAGUAUUCAAAACAGUAACUGGGUUCAAGCAUGCCGGUGCAAUUGUUGCCGAGUCCAAGUGUUGGUCCAUGCUCAAGGGUGGCCUCACAGUGGAUGCGUCGGGCCCUGCUCAGCUUUACUUUGAAAGCCAUAACACCUCGGUUGAGAUAUGGGUUGAUAGCGUCUCGUUGCAGCCAUUCACCCAAGACGAGUGGAAGUCUCACCAGUUUGAAAGCUUGGAGAAGACAAAGAGAAGAGUCAGAAUCCACGCAAUGGAUGCACAAGGGAACCCCCUAGCAAACUCGAAGAUUACCAUCCAGCAAAAGGCAUCAGGAAAGCCAGUUGGUUGCGCUACUAACAAGAACAUCCUCGACAACACAGCCUACCAGAACUGGUUCACUUCGAGGUUUACACAUACAAGCUUUGAGGAUGAAAUGAAGUGGUACAGCACUGAACCAACCCAAGGCAAGGAGGACUAUUCGGUCGCAGAUUCCAUGAUGCAAUUAAUGAAACAACACAACAUCUUGGUCCGGGGCCACAAUAUUUUCUGGGACGAUCCUUCCUUCCAACCGAGCUGGGUUCCGUCCCUCCAACCCAAAGACCUUGCCGACGCAGCCAAUAAAAGGAUUAAUUCAAUAAUGUCAAAAUACAAGGGUCAAGUAAUCGCCUGGGAUGUUGUUAAUGAGAAUUUGCAUUUUAAUUUCUUCGAAAGUAAGCUCGGGCAAGAUGCUUCUAGCACCUUCUACAAAAUGGCUAAUGAUAUUGAUCCAGCGAUAACUUUGUUUAUGAACGAGUUCAAUACCAUAGAGGAGAGCGGAGAUUCAGCAUCGACACCGGCUAAGUACCUUGACAAAUUGAAAAGUGCCCAAGCUACGCUCGGUGCCAAUGGUAACCAGAUGGCUAUUGGGCUUGAGUCCCAUUUCAGCGUUCCAAACCUCCCUUACAUAAGAUCUUCUCUUGAUACUCUCGCUGCCACAAAGUUACCCAUUUGGCUAACAGAAGUGGAUGUAAAGAGCGAUCCCAAUCAGGCAAUGUUCCUAGAGCAAGUUCUGAGGGAGGGACAUGACCACCCUGGUGUUGCUGGCAUAAUAAUUUGGUCUGCCUGGAAGGCAGAGGGAUGUUACCGGAUGUGCUUGACUGACAAUAAUUUCCAGAACUUGGCAACCGGUGACGUUGUUGACAAGCUGUUGAAAGAAUGGGGAAUCAAGACCACCUUAGAAGGCAACACCGAUGCCGACGGUUUCUUUGAGGCCUCUCUUUUCCAUGGAGAAUAUGAAGUGAAAAUCACUCACCCGGCUGCAAUCGAUUCUUCCCAGUCUCGGAGAUUCAAGGUGGAACCUACACAUGCCUCUGAGGAAAACGCAAUGCUUCUCCAACUUAUCACAUGA
Molecule: messenger RNA, 1759 nt
Organism: Theobroma umbraticum
Lineage: Eukaryota; Viridiplantae; Streptophyta; Magnoliopsida; Malvales; Malvaceae
Product: endo-1,4-beta-xylanase 5-like
Biological process (GO): carbohydrate metabolic process
Molecular function (GO): hydrolase activity, hydrolyzing O-glycosyl compounds
Source: RefSeq, a predicted model, not a curated record